Messenger RNA from Oryzias latipes (Japanese medaka), 4066 nucleotides. It is a transcript of the gene ap5m1, whose product is annotated as adaptor related protein complex 5 subunit mu 1. Gene Ontology annotation, cellular component: late endosome; cytosol; AP-type membrane coat adaptor complex. Lineage: Eukaryota; Metazoa; Chordata; Actinopteri; Beloniformes; Adrianichthyidae. Gene Ontology annotation, biological process: endosomal transport. The record is from RefSeq and is a predicted model, not a curated record.
AAGCAAAAACAGGAAGUAGACAUGUUUUUUUCUAUUACCGCAGUAAGAGGAAAUUCAUUUCUAAAGUGACCUAAAAUGCAAAUGUUUAUUUAUAAAGUUGUUAAAUUUAUUGAAACUUAAGAACAUCUCCCUACUUGAACAAAUGAGUCUGCGCGCUUUGUGGAUUAUUUCUCACGAAAAAGGGGAGCAUGCAUCAAUACGUUUUUCAAGGAGGUUUGCAACUGUGGAGCUCCGUGCAAAGAGGCUGUCAGGCUCCUCAUAUGUUGCAGUCCCGGAAGAUGAUUGUUUCCUGCAGCUUCUGCUCACUGAGUUGGGACUUUCUGGAUCAAAACAGGCUUUUGUAGCCCAGAGAGAUGAUUGUCUGUAUCGUCCACGGUCACCAGCCUUGGAGCUGCAUAUCACUGCUCCUGGAAAGGGUACACUUUGGCCAGUGUUGGCCAUCUCUCAAGCUCAUCUUACACUGGCUUGCCUUCCUCUAGUUGACGCCUCUCCUGGGCAGCGGCCACCACUGUCCAGUCUGUUAUCAGAGUCACAGGGACUGAGCUUCCUAGCAGGACUGCAGACUUUCCUCCUUGCCCCAGGAAGUAAGCAGGAUGGAGAGGGGUUGGUCUCUCGCCUGGCGCUCUUACCCUCUGUCCUCCUGCAGGUUUGUCCUCUUGGCACACCACUUGAGCUUCCUCUAACAGGGACCCUUGCAAUGCCGUCACCACUCACCUCUGCUGGGAUCCAGAAGCAGCCAGCCUGGAGAACAGGUCUAUACCGGGGUCGAGCUGUCGUGAACGUAUCAGUAGUAGAAACAGUGCGUUCCAUGCAGUAUGGGAAUCGGAGCAGGCAAGAUCUGUGGGAUGUUUAUGGCACCGUGGCAUGCAAAUGUGAAGUGGAGGGUGUGCUCCCAAAUGUGACGGUGACCCUCUCGCUGCCACCAAAUGGUUCUCCGCUGCAGGACAUCCUUGUCCAUCCCUGUGUCACCUCACUAGACUCUAGUGUCCUAACUGCCAGCAGUGUGGAACACUGGGAUGGCUCAGCGUUCUCUGGGCCAUAUAAAUUCCCCUUCUCGCCUCCUCUGGAGCCUUUCAUCCUAUGCAGUUAUACUUCUCAGGUUCCAGUUCCUCCCAUCCUUGGUUCGUAUCAGCUAAAGGAAGAGGAGAGCCAGCUUCAUGUGUCAGUAGUCCUCAAACUUCAUGAGAGUGUGAAGAACAGCUUUGAGUACUGUGAAGCACAUCUGCCUUUUUAUAACAGGGAUCAGAUGGGAGUUGUGGAGGUCAAGGUAAGCUCUGGGCAGCUUGAUGUGUCAAAGGAGAAGAAUCUGCUGGUCUGGGCUCUGGGGCAAAAGUUCCCCAAGACUCGUGAAGUUACAAUGGAGGGUAAGAUUCUGUUUUCUGGGCCGGAACCAGGACCGUCUGAACCCCUCUGCACUGGACUUACUGCUUAUAUUAAGCUGUAUUUCAAAGUGCCUGACACGACUCUGUCUGGCUGUUCUGUAGACCAGCAUUCGGUCCAGGUUUAUUCUUCUGCUAAGCCUCGGAUUGUAACAUCUCGAGAACUUCACUCCAAAGACUACUGGAUUUGGAACUCGACAGGUACUGCCCCGGUGUCCUCAGGUCAAAUGAUUCUGUAAGGAGAGCCUUGGAGGACGAUUCUGCCUUUAAGUUUGCCAUGUUUCUCGCAGUUUUCAGCCUCCCUCACAAUCACAAACACAAAAGCCCCCCUUGACCCGCUGUUGUUCCAACAGUCCCACUUGAGUGACUCCAUAUCAGCCAGAUAAUGAGCAGCUGGGACCUUGUCAUCAGCUGAUGCAGGCCUGGAGUGGAGGGGCGGCUGAGCUGCAAAAGGACAUUCUGCCCCAGCCCCUGGGCUGCCCACAAAGGGCCUCUUUUGAGCUGGUGGAACCCCUUACCCACAUCAGGGGUUGGCCCCCUCCUCUUUUGAUCCUCAUUCCUGGCCUGUCACCCAGUGGCUCGUUCAAACUUGCAACCCUCUCCAGCCAGGCUGAUGGAGCGCUGACCCCUGCGCCCUCUAAGGCUUAAAAGGACCCAGUCCUGCUCUAUGACAAGGGCCUGACUAAUGAGUGGAGUCACAAGGAUGGUGCUGUUCUGUGGCGCUUUAACCUAGUUAAUUCUUAACUUUCAAUCACAAGAUUUAAAGGCAGAAAGCCAUCCACUGAGAUUGUUUCAUUUCUUUGUUUGCUCUCUGCAAUACACAGAGAAGUUACUGAAGCUAUGCAUCCCACUCUGACAUUUCUGCUCCUCUAGCUGCAUCUCAGUGUGUCAAAUUACUAGCUGAUGAAGGGUUAAAUCAAAGGAAAACAUGCUCUACUCUGCACAUAUUCGUCAGCAGCCAGACUCCUCUGAGUGGCUUUAUUGUCUGCCGUUGGCCUCUUGUGCCCCUUGCCGAUCCAAAUGCUACAUUCUCACGUGGAUUUCCACUCAAAAGGCUGACCAUGACCAAUCCUCUGUCAAUUGGAACCAAUUGCUCACACGGCAUCCUUCACCUUCUUUUCAUGUAGCAGCAGUGAGUGGCAGACAUCGAGACCUCUCCGCUCUACUCCUGCAUGAUGAUUUGGCUUUAAGGUCCAAUGUGUGUGGUUAGCGAACCGGAAAAGAAGACUUUUUUUUUUUUUUUUAAAGAAUUAGGCCGCUUUAAAUCUCCUCAAUGUUGCAAAAUGCGGUCUGGCUCCUAGAGUCUGCAGUCGGAGACCUCUCAGAGGCAGGCGUUGCUUUGUUGUGUGCAUCGCAUGACAAAUAGAUGGUUUUAAUGUGCUGCUCGGUCAACUGCCUUCAGACCCCAAUAUUGGCUUAUUUCUUCAACUCAUACGAUUAUUUCAUUUUUGCUUUUUUUUUUAAAUGAACAAUGUCUAAAUGUUGGAUGCUAUUGAUCAGAACCCAAAGAUAAUUGAUUCAUAUGUACAAUAAAAUCAGGAAAGGUGUCAUUCUAAAUCCUUGUAAUUAAUCAUGUUUUCCUUUUAUAUUCAUUCUGUUUUUUCUUUCUUUAGAUGUUUAAGAAAAGAUUUAUGCACGAGUGACGCUCAGCUCAAUAAUGACCCCUAGUGGCAGAUUUUGGGGUGUUUUGUGUGUGUGUGUGGGGGGGGGGGGAGGGUAGUGAUUUCCUGAAACAUACUAUGUGAACUUUAGUAAUGUUGUAAUAAUUUAAGGAAAAAAAAACCAUGUGGUUUGUAUUUUAUUUUUUUGUCUAAAUACUGAUUAGUCUCCAAAAUUUGUUUGCUUAAUUGAAACCUUUUUUUCUCUCAAAAACUUAAUGUUUAUUUCCUUUUUACAAACUAAAUUACCGCUAAACAGGAAAGUCUGAUGGUAGGUUUAAAGGAGGGUCUUAAAUGGAAAAGUCCGAUGGAAGGAGAUUUUUGCUGACUUGACCAGACUUGAGUCAGUCUCUAAACGUUUGUACUCCUCUCUGUCCUAUAGAGGGCGCCAUUAAGUCAUCCAAUAAAACUUGUCAAAGAAAAAAAAAUUAGAGCUGAAAUCAAUUUGAAUUUUCAUUAUUGUUUUUUGUUAAAGAAAAAAAAAAUUCAAGAUCUUUGUAAAAGUUUUUUUAUGGAGAGCUUUAUAAGUUAUCAAAAAAUUAUAUAUGAAAAUAAUGGGUAAUUAGAAAAAAAGGGGAAAGGAGGAGGAUUUUUUGCAGUCAUGUAAAGUCUUUCAUCUAAUGGGUUUGACGCAAAUCAUUCUAAUUUUUUUAAUUUUUAGCAAACUAGAAUGCUGAGGUCUUACAAAAAAACAUGUCAGAAAUAAAGUCACCAAAUUUUUAUCUAUUAAAAAAAAAGUUAAACUCUUCAUUCCAACAAUUAGUUUCAAAUAUUUUUGUGCCAAGCAUUCUGUUGAGAAUACGUAGAACAGAACACAAAUUAGUUGAGGUAGUUCUUGUGUCAAAAAAUCCACUUUGGAAUAUCUUUUAAAAUUAUUUGAUUAAUUUGUUACUGUUGUCAUUGCAAUAUGUCUUUGUUAAGACUUAAAAACCUAUUUUUAUAUAGUCAAUUAUUUCCAUAUUUUUUCACAUUUCUUUUUAGAAUUUAACCAAUGUCACACCAUCACUGGAAAUAAAAUAUUUGUUUCAA